AUUUGUUUUCACAGGUCAUUGGGUUCCCGACAUCUUGACCACUGGAUUUGUGACAGUGCUUCUGGGGCUGCAGAGGGCAAGGAGGGGCCCUGACAUCAAACCAGAGCAGGGACACAUGUGCCUGGAGAGAGAGCUAUUAGGCCCAGAGGCCUCUGCCUAGCAGCUACCCUGUGAGACAAGGUCAGGCAGGGCUCAUGGGGCAAAGAAAAGAGAAAUUUCCAAGAGCUUCCUGGAAGAGUCUGAAUCCCAAAAGUACAUUCUGAGUGCCUGCGGUAUUGGAGCCUUGGGCUCCACCUGGACCUGUGCCAGGUGCUUGGUCAUCCCCUUUAGCAAAGAGAAGUGUGUUUGUCACCCUCCAAACAAAGGGCCAGAGACUCCAGAUUUAUGGGCUGGCCCUGGCUGGGCUGCUCCACGGGCUCUAAGGCCAGCGGGUCCCAGACCCGCAGGAACAGCUGGCCUUCCUGUCUGGAGUCUCACCAGUUGGGGCAGGUGUGUGCAGAGACUCUGGGCCCCCACCCCCGAAGGCCCUCUGAUGUUGGCCAAGGACAAUCGUUGCCUUGGCUGGAUUGUUACAUAUGGGUCGUCAUCCCUGAAAAGGCCUCAGCAGCCAGGCUUCAUGAGAGUAGAGCAGCUCUGCGAGGUGGAGAUGGAGAGUUCUUGGGGACUGGCCGUCUGCUAGCCCUGCGUGGGAGAUACCCCAAGACCGUGGAAUCCUGCGCCUUGAAACUUCCAGAGGAGCCUUGUAUGUCACAAAGUGGCCUGAGGGGCUUCCAGCUUAUUUGGGGGGAGUGCAGAUGAGGAUGCUGCAGGCAUGUUUGACCCGCGUGUAUUAGACUGCCCAGCGGUGAUUUUCGACAAUGGGUCCGGGCUUUGCAAGGCAGGACUGUCUGGAGAGAUUGGCCCCCGCCAUGUCGUCAGCUCCGUCGUGGGGCACCCCAAGUUCAAGACGCCUUUGACAGGGGCCAACCAGAAGAAGUACUUUGUGGGGGAAGAGGCCCUGCACAGGCAUGAGGUCCUUCAUCUGCACUACCCCAUUGAGCAUGGCCUGAUCACAGGCUGGGACGACAUGGAGAAGCUCUGGAAGCACCUGUUCGAGUGGGAGCUAGGAGUCAAGGCCAAUGACCAGCCGGUGCUCAUGACAGAGCCUUCGUUGAACCCCAGGGAGACCCGGGAGAAGAUGGCCGAGGUGAUGUUUGAGAGCUUUGAUGUGCCCGCCUUCUACCUGUCGGACCAGGCCGUGCUGGCCCUCUACGCCUCGGCCUGCGUCACGGGCCUGGUGGUGGACAGUGGGGACGGGGUCACCUGCACUGUCCCCAUCUUCGAGGGCUACUCCCUGCCCCACGCUGUCACCAAGCUCUAUGUGGCGGGGAAGGACAUCACAGAGCACCUCACCCGGCUCCUGCUGGCUAGCGGGAGGACCUUCCCGUGUGUGCUGGACAAAGCCCUGGUGGACGACAUCAAGGAGAAGCUGUGUUAUGUGGCCCUGGAGCCUGAGAAAGAGUUGUGCCGAAGGCCGGAGGAGGUCCUCCGCGAGUACAAGCUGCCCGACGGCAACAUCGUUCCCAUCGGGGACCAGCUGUACCAGGCGCCCGAGGCUCUGUUCUCGCCUGAGCAGCUGGGCAUCCAGAACCCGGGCCUGUCCAAGAUGGUCUCCUGCAGCAUCACCAAAUGUGACGCUGACAUCCAGAAGACCCUCUACGGGGAGAUUGUACUGUCCGGCGGCACCACACUCUUCCAGGGGCUGGAUGACCGGCUUCUGAGGGAGCUGGAGCAGCUGGCCUCCAAGGGGACCCCCAUCAAGAUCACGGCACCGCCCGACCGCUGGUUCUCCACGUGGAUCGGUGCCUCCAUUGUCACCUCCCUGAGCAGCUUCAAGCAGAUGUGGGUUACCUCUGCUGACUUCAAGGAGUUUGGGACAUCUGUGGUUCAGAGAAGAUGCUUCUGAGGGGCCCCGAGUCCAGGGCAGCCUAUAGGUGGGAAGUGUGUUCACCAUGUGGCAUCCUCGGGAUGUUCAAUAAAAGACAAGAUGGGGCAGUG
Molecule: messenger RNA, 2037 nt
Organism: Odocoileus virginianus texanus
Lineage: Eukaryota; Metazoa; Chordata; Mammalia; Artiodactyla; Cervidae
Gene: ACTRT2
Product: actin related protein T2
Source: RefSeq, a predicted model, not a curated record